AUGACUGGCCGCGCUAUGGACCCGCUGCCUCCCGCGGCAGUCGCGGCGGCAGCUGAGUCGGAGGUUGGCGAAGAGGAGGCGGGUCCCCCAGUUGCAGACGUGCCCACACCCCGGGGGACCGAGUUGACGGACCCCGAGCCCACUCGGAUGCAGAUGCCGCAGGGGAACCCGUUGCUGCUCUCAGACACCCUCCAGGAGCUGCUGGACCGUGACACAGUGCAGGUGGCGCUCAUCCCUGAGAAGAAAGGCCUCUUCCUGAAACACGUGGAGUAUGAGGUGUCUAGCCAGCGCUUCAAGUCCUCCGUUUAUAGGCGAUAUAAUGACUUUGUGGUCUUCCACGAGAUGCUGAUAUACAAGUUCCCGUACCGCAUGGUGCCGGCCCUUCCACCCAAGAGGAUGCUUGGAGCCGACAGGGAGUUCAUCGAGGCCAGGAGAAGGGCACUGAAGCGCUUUCUCAACCUGGUGGCGCGGCACCCUCGGUUCUCUGAGGACACAGUUCUGAAGCUCUUCCUCUCCUUCAGUGGCUCCGAUGUGCAGAACAAGCUCAAGGAGUCUGCUCAGUGUGUUGGGGAUGAGUUCCUGCAUUGCAGAGUGGCUGCACAUGCCAAGGACUUCCUCCCAGACGAUGUCCAGGCCCAGUUCACGGCAAGCCGGGAGCUGGUUCGAAACAUCUACAACAGCUUCUACAAGCUCCGGGACCGGGCAGAGCGGAUUGCUUCCCGGGCCAUCGACCAUGCUGCUGACCUUCUCAUCUUCGGGAAGGAGCUAAGGUAGGUAGCCCUUGCUCUGGGCUCCGACACAACACCGCUACCCCCCUGGGCCACCCUGAGCAAUAGCACGUGGGGGUCCCUGAAGCAGGCACUGAAAGGCCUAUCGGUGGAGUUUGCGCUGCUGGCUGACAAGGCAGCACAGCAGGGUAAGAAGGAGGAGAGCGACGUGGUGGAGAAGCUGAACUUCUUCCUGGAUCUGCUGCAGUCAUACAAGGACCUGUGUGAACGGCAUGAGAAGGGCGUCCUGCACAGACACCAGGGGGCGCUGCACAAGUACAGCCGGACGAAACGGCAGGCCUUGAGCGCAGCGCACAUCCGGGAGCCUGAGUCCGUGGAGCAACUGGAGUCCCGCAUUGUGGAGCAGGAGAAUGCCAUCCAGAUGCUAGAGCUACGCAGCCACUUCUCUCUGUACUGCCUGCACCAGGAGACACAGCUGGUGCACACCUACCUGCCUCUCACCUCCCACAUCCUUGGGGCCUUUGUGAACUCGCAGAUCCAGGGCCACAAAGAGAUGAGCAAGGUGUGGAAUGACUUGAAGCCCAAGCUGCACAGCCUCUUUGUUGGACCCAGCACCAACCUGACACGGCCCCGAUCACCCCUGGAGGACAGCCUGCUUCCUCGCUAG
This is a messenger RNA of Chrysochloris asiatica (Cape golden mole), 1395 nucleotides long. It is a transcript of the gene SNX8, whose product is annotated as sorting nexin 8. Gene Ontology annotation, biological process: retrograde transport, endosome to Golgi. Lineage: Eukaryota; Metazoa; Chordata; Mammalia; Afrosoricida; Chrysochloridae. The record is from RefSeq and is a predicted model, not a curated record. Gene Ontology annotation, molecular function: phosphatidylinositol binding. The transcript is spliced from 11 exons.